AUGGUACGUUCGGCUGAUGAAAUCAAGUUAAUUCUUUAUCGUAACCUCCAUGCAUAUCGUGAAGACAAAGCCCUACAAGUUAUAUCUAUAUCAAGUAAUGAAUUCUGUGGUAUGGAAUGCAAUCUUAUUAUACAGAGACGCCCAAAUGUAUUGUCAAUUGUCUGUCUACAUGGGAUCGUUCUCUUGGGGUUUGAUCAACCUGAUAAGAUGAUAGACUGGCAACUUACAAUACAUGCAGCAUUAGGUUAUUUUGGUGAUCAGAAGUUUACAAUAAGUUUACCCAAUAGAGGUAAAUUAUCACCUGGUCCAGCUACUCUGUAUUUAUCUCAAGAUCACUUUGCUGUUACUACCUCAAUACCAGUCAAGGUACUCGCUUCCUGGAACUUCCAUGACUUAGCACGAUAUGGCAAUAUUGAUGAAGGGUUUGCAUUUGAAGCUAGUAGGACCGCUUCAAGUGGAGGAAUUUUUGUACUACUUACUGAUGAAGGAGAUUUUAUUAGAAGUGCCUUUGAUGCUAUUUCCAGGAGAGAUGUACAUGUUAAUUCAAUAAGACAGUCCUUUGAAUCAGAAGCUAAUAUAGAAAACAGACCUCUUUUGACAUUUACAAAUGAAUGCAUGGAUACCAUUGAGAAAAAGUCUGAGGAACAAGUACAAGGGGAACUUACAAAAAGAGAUAUUAUGCAUUUUGCAAGAAGAACAUCUGUCAUCAAUAUUGAUGAUAGUUUCACUGAAAGACUCGACUCAUCGUUUGACAUUUCAACUGCUUUUUUGGAUCCUAUGGUCAACAGGCGAGUUUCCAGAAAAGCAUCACUUGGUCAGUGUUUGACCAAAAAGUCUGCAGAAGAGUUUGAACUGAAACAGAAAAGGAAAAUGUCUGUACCUAACUGUAUGACGACGUACUGUAAUCCACAGGAAAGGUUUUCUGGUGGACAUUUGGAGGAUUAUGGGGUGUUGUCUGAAAUACAUGACCUUGAAAAAUACACUAGUCUGUCGUACAGGACAGAUAAAUUAAAAGUGAAUGGUAUGUCCAUUCCAACACAUGGUGCUAUUACCCCCGAAGAACUUCAUCAAAGGAGCAUAAAAACAAAAGAUAUUUAUAUUGAAAAUCUUAAAAAUGACAAUAGUACUGGGCCAAUACGAGAACAAGAGUAUGAGCUAAUGGCUCCUUUGACGUCUCCACAUGAAACGACUAAUGAUCUUACAAAUUCUCAAAAUCGAAAAGAGCUGAUUCGUGAUGCAGAAUAUGAAUUGAUGGCACCUCUGAAAAAUUCCCAAAGUAGUAAUAGUCAAGAAAGCGAUGGAUCAUCUAGUAGCAGUGGGAAUUACCAUUUUCAUACGACAAAUUCAAUGACACUUAUUCGUGACGCUGAGUACGAACUUAUGGGGCCGUUAGCGCCAGUACAAAAAACAAAUGUCCCACCAAAUGGGCCAAUCAGAGAGGCGGAGUAUGAAUUAAUGCAUCCCCGUGGAACAAUCCCUUGUCCAUAUCGGAACCUACCAUCAAAUAGUAAACUGAUGCAGCAGAGAAGUAUAGAUUUAAAAAACAAUGAAGUUGGUCCUGUGUCUGGACCUAUUCGUGAUAUUGAGUACGAAAUAAUGAGCCCACAAAAACAGGAUGUUAAUCUCACUCAGUCUGAUUCAGAUGGAGCUAAACAGGGUAGUGGCGGCUCCUAUAUUGACUUCAGGAAACACAUUAUGCCUCGGGAUGACAAAAAGGACUUGUUCACUAUGCUGGAAUUUGGACAUUCAGCAGCUUUACAAAACUCUCAUGAUACAUCCCCUAGACCGUUGCCAGUGAGUUUUAAACUGUUAACUCCACCAUCGUCUCCUACCCAUGACACUCCACCACUUCGACCCAGACCCGUUACAUGUAAAUUGCAAGGUGUCAGUACCGAGGAUAAUAUUCCAGCCCCAUUCGAGCACAGUGAACUACUUCUACCAACACAGUUAUUAACACCACCAUCAAACAAAUCAGAAAGUCAAGUUGCCUCUCCAUACUCCCACGCAAAGGAUGAAGGCAAAAUCUCAAAGAAAAGUAAAAGAAAAAGAUGUGUUACAGAACCUACUAGGACUGGUUCACCAAAUGUAUUAGAAACAGAGGCUGAACAGAAAGGAUUACUUUCAAACAAAACCAAAAAUUCAGAUGGGACAUACAUGUAUGAACGAAAGCGUAGCCUCACAGAUCCUGAGAUAUUGAAAGCACGGGAUAAGUCAAAAGUCAAAAGUUCCUUUCGGAAAUCACGAAAAAAAAGUGCAAAUGAAAAAAGAACAGAAAGUAUUUCGGUGCCUCAGGCAUCUGCUACAAACAGUAAAAUGUCUGGUUUCAAAUUUAAAAAACCCAGAAGAGGAUCAUCUGCGAAAGACAAAAUGUUAUUCGGGUCUAUGCGUUUGCCAAAAAAAGCAACCUUGUUUGAAACCACCAGAACCUAUUCCAUGGUGUCCCCACCUAGGAAAAUUAGUCCUGCAACACUUUCUCGAUAUGAAAUGUGCUCGCGAAGUUCACAGGAUUGGCCAAUGGCUCGGAAGCCAGUUUAUCACUUUGGGGACAAUAAAAAAACAUCAUUUCAGAGACCACGCACUGGAAGUGAGUAUGAGGUGGUCCAUACUAAUUGCAAUAAAGAGGAGCAAGAGGAAAAAUUAGAAGGAGCAGUCGGUGGAACUGUUAGCGCAAGGGGUGACUGCUUCUUAGAUGUUCCACUUCCUGAGCGGCAAUCCAUAUCUUCGACCGAAACAUUGGAUCAGAUUCUCUCUAGAAUUUCGCUUAAAGACCAGGCUGUUGACACCCCAGAUAGGAAAUCACAAUGUUCAUCAGAAACUGGUGAAGUUUUAGAACUAGUUAUGCUGGGAACAGACUCGCUUGUUGAAGAGUGCUUUUCGGAAUCAACUCAUGAGCGAAACAGAAAGAUAUCCCAUAGCAGGACAUUGUCUUUGCCAGAUUGCAGCUAUAGUCCAUGGAUGGCUGUGCCACAAAUACCAGUCUCCAUUAUCUCGAAUGAUGAAGAUGAUCACUCUUCAACUGAAAUGAAAAGUAGUGACACAAAUGAAAAUGAUGAUAAUGAUGUGGACUAUGCAGAAAUAGAUUUCAUUGCAACACAAAAUAUUGCAAAACAGAAUAUUAAAACAUGA
This is a messenger RNA of Saccoglossus kowalevskii, 3126 nucleotides long. RefSeq lists its product as uncharacterized. Gene Ontology annotation, biological process: neuromuscular junction development; positive regulation of protein tyrosine kinase activity. Gene Ontology annotation, molecular function: protein kinase binding. The record is from RefSeq and is a predicted model, not a curated record. NCBI's taxonomy places the organism in Eukaryota, Metazoa, Hemichordata, Enteropneusta, Harrimaniidae.